UCUUUUAUAUAUAAACUGAAAAUAUUUCUAUAUUGUUUCACUCUUUUGUUUCCGUUUCUCUCGGGAAGGCUUAUUUUCUCUCCAAAAUAAUGGCGGAAUCGAAGAGCAAGUUUGAAUCCAUGAGGGAAUGGGUUGUUGAUCACAAGCUUAGAACUGUUGGUUGUUUGUGGCUUAGCGGAAUUGGGAGUUCCAUAGCUUACAAUUGGUCUCGACCUAACAUGAAAACCAGCGUCAAGAUCAUUCACGCAAGGUUGCACGCACAAGCCCUUACAUUGGCUGCACUAGCUGGUGCUGCAGUAGUUGAAUAUUAUGAUCACAGGAACAAGCCGAAACCCGAUCCAUAUGCAAAGUACCUUCCAUACUCGCACAAAGAGUAGAUUACUCUUGAUUAAUUUUGCCCCAUUCCUCAUUACAUUCUUUUCAACUAUUUACCUUAUUUA
This is a messenger RNA of Hibiscus syriacus, 440 nucleotides long. RefSeq lists its product as uncharacterized. Gene Ontology annotation, cellular component: mitochondrial inner membrane. The record is from RefSeq and is a predicted model, not a curated record. Gene Ontology annotation, biological process: mitochondrial respiratory chain complex IV assembly. Lineage: Eukaryota; Viridiplantae; Streptophyta; Magnoliopsida; Malvales; Malvaceae. The transcript has 3 exons. The coding region runs from base 90 to 377 and encodes 95 amino acids.